Messenger RNA from Teleopsis dalmanni, 1366 nucleotides. RefSeq lists its product as uncharacterized. Gene Ontology annotation, molecular function: protein binding. The transcript is spliced from 5 exons. Bases 100 to 1272 code for a protein of 390 amino acids. The record is from RefSeq and is a predicted model, not a curated record. Lineage: Eukaryota; Metazoa; Arthropoda; Insecta; Diptera; Diopsidae.
AUCAGUUUAAUGAAGCAUAUUUUGACAAGCCAUUUGAUUAACUGCGUUUGUGUUCUUUGAAAGAGUUGGUUAAGGACGCAAGUGUUUAUCACAUUCAUUAUGAAGAAAGUCGCGCGUAUGCGUCUUAAUCCAGAUGACAAUGGAAAUAUUAACCAUGGUAUGGAGCAAGUUGGUGUACGAACAACUGGGCGUAUAAAGAAACCGAAAGCAGUCUUUGAUCCAUCGGAUAACUAUUUGCCCCGCUCCCAGCGCGUUAUUUCAUCAAAUUCGCUUUCUAUUUCUAUUGCAUCUCAGUCUUCAGAACGUAACAAACCGUUCACACCACAACCAGUAAGCCGACGUCGCUAUUCAACAUUAUCCGAUAUAACAAUGGUCACAACACCAAGUGUAAAUAGCGAAGAACAAGCAUAUCCGUGUUAUAUUUGUACAAAAAAGGAGUUUAAGCGCAGUCAAAACUAUAAAAAAAUGGUGUCAUGUUUGUUGUGCGAUAAAAAGGUUCAUAAAUUAUGCUUAAAAAUGGAAUUUGAAGACUUUGAUGUUGUUAGGAAAAAAUUUAAGUGUGAAACAUGCCGUACAUGUGAGAUCUGCGACAACCUCUCAGGGCGCGCAAGUACCAGCAGCACAUCGAAUGAUGAUAUUAUGACAUGUGCCAAAUGUGUCAAAUCAUUUCAUUCUUUGUGCCAUGUACCUAAUGUACGUUCCUUCGAGAAGUCUAAAACAAACUGGAGAUGCAAGAAAUGCGCGGUACCACUUAUUGGUGAAAAUUUGCUAAGUAACGCAAAUAUUAAAGAUAUUAUUGGCAGUGAACCAAAAAUAUUAGCUGAACAAAAACCUGUAAAACCAGCACCACCAGCUAAUGUCGAAUCAUGUGUAAAAUCCAUUAAAAAUAAUACUGGUGAAGAUAAGAAGCCUAUUAUUCAUAAUGGUGUUAAGGUACAUUCAGAAGCAAUUGUCAAAAAUGAGAAAUCUAAUGGUGACAAGCCCAUAAAACCUGAAGAAAAUAUUAAAUAUAACGCAAAUGAUGUGUUGGAUCUUCCAAAUGUAAAAGGAUGGACUGUCGAGCAAGUAGCAGAUUAUUUAACAAAGUAUUUUCCAAAGGAAGCAUCUGUAUUUCGAGAUCAUGAAAUCGAUGGAGCGUCACUUUUAUUACUAAAAAGAAGUGAUGUUAUCAAAAAAUUGCCUUUAAAGUUGGGACCAUCGUUGAGAAUUUACAGUUUAAUUUUGAAACUGCAAACAAAACAGAAUGAUCCCACCUUAGGGUGGAAAUGUUAAUUUUAAAAACGUAUAAGUGUACGAAAAAAUUUCUUUAUUAAAUAUGAUUACAUAUUACAAAAUGUUCAUUUUUACAAAUAAUAAAAUAUAUUUU